UUCAGUUCAGAGCAGCCAAGAUGAUCCACUGUUUCCAGUUCCUCAUUGAGCCGGCCAAGAACUUCACUGUCAAGUUUAAGGAGUCUCGCAAGAAGGCGAACGAUGAGAAGAAAGAGACUUUGGAUGAGAGCCAAGAAUUUAUUGUGAACCUGGCCAAGGACAUGAGCAGAGUCUGCCAGAUGUCUGAGGUGUUGGAGCACAUCACCAGCUGUGAAGACAUCUGGCCCACAUUGAACUGUAGGGCUUUUAUUCUGGAGUGGGGAUCCCUGCUGGAGAGCAAGAAAAGGCCGCUGCAGACUGAUGGCUGGCCAGAGAAGAGCGACUGGAAGGAACUGUCUGUGAGCAGCGAGCAGGAUGUAGAGAGCGCAAAAAGGCUGAUCAUGACCUGGAUCAAGGACCUGAGGGCCCAGCCGGAGCAGAGCGUGUGGCCUGGUGAGCAGGUGAUGGCGGUGCUGGAAGAUCUGGAGAAGCAGUGGCGGCGAGGCCGUGUCCCGACUCUGCAGGCUGCCAUGGAGCUGAUCUUCUGGACUUUGAUGACUAAGGAGCUGAACAAGGAGACCAUUCCUCAGCAGUGGCUCAUCUGGAAGCAAAAGAGUCAGAAAAUCGGUGCUACUCCUUAUAUUCCUCAGUCUGUAUGGGACUGGAUCUGUGAUGCUGCAGUGGAGGUGACCCUCGACUUGGACACGGCGAACCCGGACCUUCUGAUUUCUGCUGACGAGAAGCGCAUGCGCUGCGGUUUCGACCGCCAAGAAAUUGCCAAUUACCACCAGCGCUUCGAUGGCUGGUGGUGCGCUGUGGGCACCGAGGGCUUCAGCUUGGGUCGGCGCUACUGGGAAGUCGACGUGGGCGAGAUGGACUGGAGGCUGGGCGUAGCUAAAGAGUCCGCGCUGCGCAAGGGCUUCAAGUCGCUCAACACCAACACGGGUUACCUGACCCUGCGUCUGGAGCGAGGCAAUGAGCUGAAGGCGCUCACGGUGCCCUUCACCGCACUCCCAGAGUCCCUUAUCCCGCGCAGGGUCGGAGUCUACCUGGAUUACGAGCACGGCCAGCUGUCGUUCUACGACGCCGAGCGCCACUCGCACAUCUACACGUACAACGAGCGCUUCGACGAGAAGCUCUUUCCCCUCUUCGGUACGGUGGAGAUUGUCAGUGACCUGGUGAUCAGAUCCCCCGGUGACAGGGGUAACUGCCUGUGCCUCUGGGGCUGAGGGUCUGACCCUGACCCGGCGUUUUUUUUUUUUUUUCCUCAAAAUUAUUGGCACCCCACAAUAUUUAGUGAAUGGGUAACAAGUCGUCACCUAGUGAAUGACAGCAAUCCUUAGUUCUGUUAAGCUCUGUAUAGCUCUGACCACUGAGUUAACAGUCUCUUCUCGCUGCUGCUGCUUUUAUUGUACUUGCUGUAGUACGACGUGCACCUUAUUAGAAAGCAAUCUGCGCACUUUCAUGUACUUGACAAAUGAUUAUGUAUUAGCUGUGAUGUGAGAUAGAAUUCCAGCCAUAAAAAUGCACUUUCUGUGAAUAACAAGUCUAAAUAAAGUUCUUUACGCUCAAACCA
Clarias gariepinus (North African catfish) is the source of this 1555-nucleotide messenger RNA. Its product is annotated as E3 ubiquitin-protein ligase TRIM58. Bases 21 to 1208 code for a protein of 395 amino acids. Gene Ontology annotation, molecular function: protein binding. The record is from RefSeq and is a predicted model, not a curated record. The transcript is spliced from 9 exons. NCBI's taxonomy places the organism in Eukaryota, Metazoa, Chordata, Actinopteri, Siluriformes, Clariidae.